Molecule: messenger RNA, 1749 nt
Organism: Eucalyptus grandis
Lineage: Eukaryota; Viridiplantae; Streptophyta; Magnoliopsida; Myrtales; Myrtaceae
Product: calcineurin B-like protein 4
Exons: 10
Coding region: 233-877 (214 amino acids)
Biological process (GO): calcium-mediated signaling
Molecular function (GO): calcium ion binding; kinase binding
Source: RefSeq, a predicted model, not a curated record
GCGACGGACUGGAAACGUUGAAUUUCCGCGGCCUGCGUCGUUUAUAAAGCCAAAAUAAAAAUAAAAAUGCAGGACCCGGAAAGAGGUGCAGGCUAGCAGUACAACUGCCAUUCAACUCCAGCAGCUCAGCUCAGCGCACGGCAGAGACGGAGAAGAAGAAGGAGAAGAAGGAGAAAGAGAGAGAGACGGAGCCGGGAGAGCAUCGUGCGCAGGCACAACUCUACCUGAAGUUAUGCAGUCACUCUUCGGCUGCUUUUGUGUGAGGAAGGGUCAACGAAAAGCUGGUUAUGAGGAUCCAAUCAUUCUUGCUUCGGAAACACCUUUUACUGUGAAUGAAGUGGAGGCUUUGUAUGACCUUUUCAAGAAACUAAGCAGUUCCAUAAUUGACGAUGGUCUUAUUCACAAGGAAGAGUUUCAGUUUGCACUAUUCAGGAACAGUAACAAGCAGAAUCUUUUUGCAGAUAGGAUUUUUGAUCUAUUCGAUGUGAAGCGUAACGGGGUGAUAGAAUUUGGAGAAUUUGUCCGGUCAUUAAGUGUCUUCCACCCAAAUGCUCCUGAAGCAGACAAAAUAGACUUUGCUUUUAGAAUAUACGAUUUAAGGCAGACUGGUUACAUUGAGCGAGAGGAGUUAAAGGAGAUGGUACUGGCUCUUCUUGGUGAAUCAGAUCUGACACUUUCCGAUGACGUUAUAGACACGAUUGUUUGUAAGGCAAUCACAGAGGCAGAUACAAAAGAUGACGGGAAGAUCGAUCGAGAAGAGUGGAGAGAGUUUGUGGCAAAGAAUCCUUCCCUCAUAAAAAACAUGACUCUUCCAUAUCUGAAGGAGGUAACCUUAGCAUUUCCAAGUUUUGUGAUGAGCAGUGAAGUUCAGGAUUAAGCAGAAGGCUUCGACUGGCAACUGGCUCAUCCCACCCCAAGGGUGGCGCCCACCCUCAUCCUAAACAUGCCCUGUAAUCGUUCCAUGGCUUUUGGGAGUGGCUUCAAGGGAUUGGCAACCCGGAGGUUCUGGUUCAGACACCUUACCAGUUACCACUGUGUCAAUUCACUUGAAGUUCGGUAAUUAGUUUCUUUCACUGACUCAAUACAUAUUUCUAUGAUGUCUCUCUUCCACAAUGACAAUAAAUGCCAUGAAAAAACCAUUUGCACCACUUGAUGUUCAACAGACGAAACUAUCAUAUGGACAUAACAAUAGCCUAUUGAAAAGACACGCAGAUGAAUUUAAGGCAGUUAUGUUUGCCUGGGAACAUCUUCUACUGUAAUUCUAUUAUAAGUACUCAUCAAAAGGGGUGUGCUAAUUGAUGGAGAUAUCGAUAUCGACAAAGUCAUGGCAAUAAAAGCAGGAGGAGUUUCGAAAUUUUAGCUCUUGAAGGAGUCGGACCUGAUCCUCCCAUGGGACACGGUCGAUGCCAUCAUCAAUAAGGUAUGUGCAAAAUGCUAGACAGCUGCGAAUUUAUCUGUCAUGUAAUGGUGAAGCGAUGGUUUUACUUUGAGCUCAGACAUUCCAAGAAGCAGAUAGGAAGAGAGACGAAAAAAUCCAUCUCGAAGAUUGGAGGGAAUUUGCAGCUCAGAACCCAUCUAUACUCAAGAAUAUGAAAAUUCCAUAUACAUCUCUCUCUCUCUCUCUCUCUCGACAUGGCAUACAUCUAAACUAAUCAAGACUGUACUCAGGCAUUAGACAUACAUCUGUAAAGAGAGCAGCGGGAGCACUUGUUAGUUGCUCAUGGCAUUUUAUCUGAAUUGCUAUCGUAA